AUGCUAUUCAUGGCCGUACAAGAUUACCACGAGGCGCGACUCCCCUCUGGCCUGCAGGAUGUGUACGUCCAGUACAAGCAGGACACCCGCGCCAUCAUUGCCUGGCUUGUCAGCCAUGGACCCAGCAGAUACAAAGCCUCUCAGCGGCUCUCCAUCAAAGACCUCCGUAAAUUGGCGGAUUACAUCCGAACUAAAGCCGUCGAGAUGCCCGACGUCAUCGGUUUCCAAUUCCGGCAAGCUAUUGCAGCCAGAUCACGGCUGAGCAAGGUCUUCCGGAGUGGCAUCGACCAGAGCCAGCGAUUUACACGAACCGAAGAUCAUGAGUUCUUUACCAAUAGUGCGCUUGUCGCAGAUUGCGUUGAUGAGGAUGAAGAUGAUCGCGAGAUCCUUCCCGAAUCCGAAGACUCUCGUCAGCCUGCUGAGGCCUGCGCUGAAUCUGCUCGUCCAGUGGAUCUCAAUUGUAGUCCUAUCAUUGCAGAGGAUCACCUCGGGGUGGCUUUUGAGGCCUGUCAAUUGGUCAAUGAAUUGGUGACUUUAUUGAACAAGAUACACAGCAUAUGGGAUGAGGCAGCUCGAGGUGAACUGAGCGUGGUUGCCGCCGCUGUACUGUCCAGUGCCGCUUAUACUGCAUGCGGGGAUAUUGAGAACAGAUUGGCGCUGUCGUGUCAAAUAAUUGAUCCCGCCGAGUUACAUCGGAUCUGCAAUCAAGCCAACGAGGCCUUUCACGCGUCCAUGUCUCCGGAUGAGUCAAGUCUACUGUCAAACAAUCUGACUACAGGCUUAGAUGAUUGCUGGCAGAACUUACUCAAACUGAAAUACCACAGCCUCAAAAAUGGCUUUGAACAGGACAUUCUCACCAACCAAGGCUCAUUUUCCAUCACACUCGCCAACGGCGGUACAUCAGCCGCCAUCGACUGCGAAUGCCGCAAAGUGCUGCUCCGGAACAUUGUCCACUGCUUGACUGACAAACGUCAAAUUAACAACGUGAUUCGACUCGGCACACCCGUCUACGCUGAAGUGGGCUUCAUGCUCACGCACACAAACGAACAAUCCCAAAGCCUGCACGGCUCUCUCGGCUUGCACAUGCUUCUCGAAUCCUACAAGACCUACGCAUUCAAGAUCGCUCCAAAACCUGCAUCGCUCUGCCGCCUGCAAGCACUGAAAUUCGCCCAGGCCGCACUCCCCAGCAUCGAUGCCGUGCUCGACAGUCCGACAAUGCCCUGCCGCUGCCACGGCACCCUGGCCUACCACCUCGAAAACGUUAAGCUCGAUUUCACAUACUACCUCAAACUCAAGCAAUUCGAUCUAUUCUUCCAGUCGCCGUGGGUGUGCGGGUCCCACAUCGUCGAAAUGCUGCACAUCCUGCACUACUACGGUCUCCGUCUCUUCGCCUACCGCCGCUAUGUCGGCUCCGUCAUACACAUGUACAAUGCGCUCCGUCAAAUGACCGAUUUCGAACCCAUCGAAGUGCUUGAGGACAUGAGCGCCACAUUCAGCGACCUCUUCUUCCCCGGUGGACGGCCGACGCGUCGGCUACCUACGCUACUUGGGCGGCCGGCUGCACUUCCAUUCGAAGAAAUCAGUGCAUAA
Bacidia gigantensis is the source of this 1590-nucleotide messenger RNA. RefSeq lists its product as uncharacterized. Bases 1 to 1590 code for a protein of 529 amino acids. The record is from RefSeq and is a predicted model, not a curated record. NCBI's taxonomy places the organism in Eukaryota, Fungi, Ascomycota, Lecanoromycetes, Lecanorales, Ramalinaceae. The transcript has 4 exons.